Molecule: messenger RNA, 504 nt
Organism: Homarus americanus (American lobster)
Lineage: Eukaryota; Metazoa; Arthropoda; Malacostraca; Decapoda; Nephropidae
Exons: 2
Coding region: 14-322 (102 amino acids)
Source: RefSeq, a predicted model, not a curated record
AGGUGCACCAUUUAUGAAGCAGAUCAGCAAGAUGAAACAACGACUGAUCGAGGCUGGACUCCUGAGCCUAUGGUUGGAUGAUGUCCUAAAGAAUGAGUUUAAACAGAACAACACAGAAGAAGAAGGGAAGGAGCAGCCACUGUACACUGAGCAAGAGAGCGGUCAAGUGGUGCUGACGUUGGACCACCUUCAGGGAGCCUUCUACCUGUCGCUACUUGGAUGUUGCCUCGCCUUCGGUACCUUCCUUAUUGAAAUCUUCUUCCACUAUUAUCAUAUACAAGAUCAAGAUUUGGCUACCACUGCUCGACAUAACAUUAUGUAAUAUUGAUCAGUUACUAUUAAUGAUACUGGAUAUACAAAGAACCUUUUUGGAUGUUUAAACUUGGCGAAAAAACAUAGCUAUUAUAUUACUAUUCUGGACAUCAAGGUGUCCGAACAACGUUCAACAGGCUGGCCAGAAAGUUCUAUUGGCCAGGUAUGAGGAGAGAUGUCACUAAAUAUUGU